AUGGCUCGCCAUGGUUUUACAAUUAAAUCUAAAGUGACAGAGGCUUUUAUUGAUGGCAGAUGGGAAUGGCCAGAAGAGUGGAGAAAUGAGUAUCCGGUUUUGUUUCAGCUUCGUCCUCUAUCUAUAUCGGAUAUGCAGGACAGAAGAUUAUGGAUGAAUUCGGAUGGCAAGCUGGUUCCCUUCACAUCGAAAGAAGUGUGGAAUGUUAUUCGGACUCGUGAACAACCAAAGUUGUGGUCGAAAGUGGUGUGGUCGUCGUUUAAUAUUCCAAAGCAUUCGUUCAUGUGCUGGCUUAUUUUUAAGAAAAAGCUUUGGACUCAAGACCGAAUUAUGAGGUGGAAUCAUUUAGUUACGGGAUCUAUGAAUCUGAUGUGCUGUUUGUUAUGCCAGUCAGAUUUAGAAACUCAUGAACAUCUGUUUUUUGAAUGCUCUUAUUCGAAAUCAGUGUGGCAUAAAGUAAGGCAUAAAGUAGAGAUGAACUCGAUUAAAGAGUCUUGGGAGGAGAUUUCAGCUUCGUUGAUUGCGAAAGCAAACUCGAAAUCGGUUUUUGCUGUUGCGAGUAGAUUGGUGGUGGCAGCCGCGGCUUAUAUUAUUUGGAGUGAACGGAACGCGAGAUUUUUCAGUAACCGGUUGAGACCUCCGGAACAGCUGGCUGAUAGAAUCGUUAGUACGGUUAGAACAAAGUUAUUCUCAUUCAGGUAUAAGCAAACCUCAAAUGUCAAGCGUUUUAUGGAAGCGUGGAAGUUGGAUAAAGCAGACUUUUUGGAAGAAGACUGA
Helianthus annuus (common sunflower) is the source of this 777-nucleotide messenger RNA. RefSeq lists its product as uncharacterized. The record is from RefSeq and is a predicted model, not a curated record. Lineage: Eukaryota; Viridiplantae; Streptophyta; Magnoliopsida; Asterales; Asteraceae. The transcript has a single exon. The coding region runs from base 1 to 777 and encodes 258 amino acids.